Messenger RNA from Peronospora belbahrii, 714 nucleotides. The record is from the annotation of a GenBank genome assembly. NCBI's taxonomy places the organism in Eukaryota, Oomycota, Peronosporomycetes, Peronosporales, Peronosporaceae.
AUGAACCUUGGACAGAUGAAGAACGAUUCUGUGAAUGGAUCGACGCAAGCAAUUCCUUCCCUUAAGCGCACAGCAAGUGGAGGUGCAGCUGGAAGUGUAGGUCAUGGUCAUACUGGAGGUCUGACUAGUCAUCUUGGUGUGGGCAUGAAUAAUAUGAAUUCCAUCCCAUCGGUAUUGCACGCGACACCUAAUACAAAUCCACCGCAGAUAUUACGUGCCGUGACAUCCUCGGGUGUUUAUAACCGUUCUUCGUCCAAUACAUCACUUCGUGGUGGUAGUAUUGGUCUCUCCACGGGCGGUGGUGGUUCUUCUCUAGCCAGUACUAACGUCACCUCUGCGACCGCUACACGCAACGUGUCCCAGUCACCGAUGAUGCAGGACUGGAGAAUGUACUUGACUAUUGAGGAGCGUCAGGCUGUGCGCUCUAAGAUUCGGGAUGCAUAUACCAGUCGCUGCUCUACUUACGAAGAUUUACUGCAAGUGGCUUGUGCCAUUGAGGAAGAGUUACUGCACAUAUCUGCACCGUCACGUCUGGACUACUUUAAGAGUGGCUUUGAGUUUGAGAACCGCGUGAAACUCAAGAAGGACCAGUUGCAGGGCCAGUUGGCGGCUUUGGACGCCAAGCGGCGGUCAUCAAGUGGUCAGCAACAACAACAGGGAAAUUCUGGCAGUGGAAGCAAAGCAGUAGGAUCGUCAAAGAAGCAGAGGAAUUAG